GCGUCGCUCCCCUUCUGUUUCUCUCCUUCCGGUACAAUUGUCCGUCUUUUGACCAAACAGCGGCCUCGAGGUGGAACGCGAGCCUCUUCGUAGGCGAUGUUUGACCUGAAGAAGAGGAACAGUUUGACCCUGAACUGCAGCGCGGAGACGGAGGAGUUCCGACGAGUGGCUGUCAGGCGGAGGGUCAAAGGUGCUGCGGUGGACAGCCUCGCUUCACACACAGCGGUGAGCAGUGGCGUGUGCGGCUCGUACAGCUGUGGCAGCGCAUGUGCCCGAGUCUGUGGAUCAGAACCAAACAUUAGACCCGACGCAGAGGGAGACGACGAAAGAAGCCCGGCUAAAGGGUCUCCUCGCAAACCACAUGUGUCUACUGAGCCCGCCCCCCUACAGAGCCGGGCAGGGCGCGCUCACGCCAACAGUCAACCCGUUAACGGCACCGAGCAAGACCACAGUCCCAAAAGAGGUCCCGCAGUUUCUGUUUCCUGUGUCAGCCCAGAACAGGAUUGUCUCGGCUCAACAAGUCCAAUCAGAGGAGGCUGGAACUAUUUGUUGAAUGGAGAGUCUGCAGCACAUAUCAACCCUGCCAGACGUACUCAGGGGAUUCCACAUUUGACAAGCAGUCCACUUUUAGGACCUCCAAGUCCGGGCAAAAGAGACAUUCAGAGCUGUAGCCCAUCGAGAGGAGGAGGGGGAGGAGGGCACAGUCCUUCCAAAUUGUCCCCAAGGAAGCGCAGCCCUCUCAGUAGAUUGCUGCGUACCCCCAGCCCGUUGCAGGGAAAGAGCAAGACCUACAGCCCCACCAGGAAGUCUAGAUCCUGGCUUGGACUGCACAGAAUCCCAAGCAGCAAGAUGGAAGGACAAGAGAAGAGGACGGGGAAGUCUUUGAGCGUGCCCGACUUGAUCUUUUACUUGGAUGAGAGCAGGCUUCCCACUGAAAAAGUUGAACGCUCUCCACUGAAACCGCUGCAAUCACCCAACUGCAGCGGGUCAGCCCUCACCAUCGAAGUACCAGUUCGCCAUAGACUCGGUCACGCCAAAAGCGAAACCCAGCUAUCAAGCGCCGGCAUAGCGCAUUCCUCGGGACAAGUGAAUGGCAGAGUAGCAGUAAACAGAAAGGGGAUAAAUGAUGACAUGGAAGAAGGCAAGAUACCAGUCGAGUAUGGCUCCAAGUCUUUCUGCCAGUGGGAUGAGGCCACUAGAACUACAGAAGAUGGCAGGAUUCAGAAGGAGUCUCAAGGGGAACACAACGAUGAGGAGCUGAGAAAGGAGGGAGGAGGAAGCGAGACAAAAAAUGAGGAGAACAAAGAGCAGAAAUUGUACAGGCUAGCCAAUGAACUCCUGCAGACAGAGAGAGCCUACGUAGCUCGUCUCCACCUCCUCGACCAGGUGUUCUGCUCCAGCCUCACGGAGGAGGCCGGUCGCGGCUCGUUUCCCCCCGACUUGAUAAGAAAUAUCUUCUCCAACAUUUCCUCCAUCUACUCCUUCCACAGCCAGUUCCUGCUACCCGACCUGGAAAACUGCAUGGGCCACUGGUGUGAGAGCCCCGGCCUGGGAAGUGUUCUUCUUCAACACGCACCCUUCCUGAGGAUGUAUGCCGACUACGUCAAGAACUUUGAGCAGGCCAUGGAGCUGGUGAGGACCUGGAGUGAACGCUCCUCUGUCUUCAGGACUAUCGUGCAGGACAUCCAGAGUCGGGAGGUGUGUGGCAGCCUGACCCUGCAGCACCACAUGUUGGAACCGGUCCAGCGGGUUCCACGUUAUGAAAUGCUGCUCAGAGAUUACCUGAAGAAACUGCCCAGGGAUGACCCAGAUUAUGAUCUGGCUCACAAAUCCUUGCAGAUGAUUUCCAUGGCCGCCACCCACUCGAACAGCGCCAUCCACAAAGCUGAGAGCCGGAAGCGGCUGCUGGAGAUCUAUGAGAUGGUUGGCGAGGAGGAGGUGGUCAACCCGACUAACGAGUUCCUCAGGGAAGGACGUCUGCUCAAGCUCGCUGCCAGGAACACAUCCGCCAUGGAGAGGCACCUCUUCCUGUUCAACAACUUUCUGCUGUGCUGCACUCCUAAGUUCAGCCUCGUCGGGCAGCGUUUUACUGUCCGCUGCAGGAUCGGAGUGGAUGGCAUGCAGGUGCAGCAGACCACCAAUGAAGACCACCCACACACCUUCCAGGUCUCUGGAAAGGAGAGGACCCUGGAGCUGCAGGCCAGCUCUGAACAAGACCGAGAUGAGUGGAUACAGGUAAUUCAGGAAGCCGUUGACGUGUUCCUGAAGAAACAUGAAACCUUCAAAUUGGCGUGUAAGGAGCUAAAUGUAGAAGAAUAUACGGAGGAGCUCGGCCGACGUGCCCCUCGCUGGAUCCGGGACAACGAGGUGACCGUGUGCAUGAAAUGCCAGGAACCUUUCAACGCGCUCACCAGGAGGAGGCACCACUGCAGAGCCUGCGGCUGCGUGGUGUGCGGGAAGUGUUCAGACAACAAAGUGGCUUUGGAGUAUGACGGCAACAAGCUGAACAAAGUGUGUAAAGCCUGCUACUCCAUCCUGAUGGGAAAGAAGAGAAGGAUACUGGAGUCGGAGGCAUCUCCCGUGUCCAGUGACUGUGUAAUGAGUGGCUUCCUGCUGUACGGGGACAACCCAAAGACCUGGCAACAGACGUGGUCUGUCGUCACCCGUUCUGAACCCGCGGCCCUCCUCCUGUACACAGCUCCACAGGAUGUGAAGCCCCUCUCCAGUAUACCACUCCUGGGCUGCAGUGUGGAGGAUUCCCCUCAGGAGCUCCGGGGUCAGUCUGGUUUCUGUUUAAGGCAACCCAGAACCACCCACACUUUCUCCUGCGAUGGCUUGGACCUCAAACAAAGCUGGCUGACCGUCCUGAAAGCCGCUGCGACGGGCCGGCAGUAUGGCACCAACACCAAUGGCUCCAGAUGGCGCAUCACUGGUAGUUUCAGUGAUGGAAGCGCGUGUACUGGUGAGGAUUUCAUCAUCAUUGGCGACAAUGAAAAGAACUCGUGAAUGUUCGAGAUCGGGCGCUGUAGAAAGUACACGACAACAGGCCAAAGCGUCCGUAGCGUUGAAAUAAACGUUUAAUAAAAUGAAUAAAUAAAAAGUGUGGUUC
Molecule: messenger RNA, 3109 nt
Organism: Cyclopterus lumpus (lumpfish)
Lineage: Eukaryota; Metazoa; Chordata; Actinopteri; Perciformes; Cyclopteridae
Product: FYVE, RhoGEF and PH domain-containing protein 4-like
Exons: 16
Coding region: 97-3006 (969 amino acids)
Biological process (GO): filopodium assembly; cytoskeleton organization
Cellular component (GO): cytoplasm
Molecular function (GO): metal ion binding; guanyl-nucleotide exchange factor activity
Source: RefSeq, a predicted model, not a curated record